AUGAGAAUGGGAAAUCUCCCAUUUCUCCUAUUGCUAUGUGCAGCACUUUCUUCUGCUUUUCCUGCAAAUACAAGGCAGAAAAAGGAAGAAGACAUGCAGCUUAUCCAGAAGUACCUGGAAAAUUACUAUGGCUUUAAGAAAGAUGGAGAACCUUUUGUUUGGAAAAGUAAUAAUGCAAUGACCCAAAAACUAAAAGAAAUGCAGGCAUUUUUUGGGCUGGAGGUGACAGGGAAGCUGGAUUCUGGCACUUUGGACUUGGCACAGAAACACCGCUGUGGAUUCCCUGAUGUAGCUGGGUUCUCCACCUUUGCAGGGGAGCCAAAAUGGACAAAACAUGUCCUGACAUACAGGAUAGUGAACUACACGCCGGACCUGGGUCCAGCAGAUGUCAACGCAGCCAUCACAAAGGCGUUACGUGUCUGGAGCAGUGUGACCCCGCUGAGGUUCAUCAGGAAGGACAGCGGUGAUGCAGACAUAAUGAUCUCCUUUGCAGCCAGAGGUCACAAUGACUUCAUCCCCUUUGACGGCCCAGGAGGCUCCCUGGCCCAUGCCUAUGCACCUGGCAAGGACUAUGGUGGAGAUGCUCACUUUGAUGAAGAUGAAACGUGGACCAAAAGCACAGAGGGCACAAACCUGUUUUAUGUUGCUGCCCAUGAGUUUGGCCAUUCACUGGGACUUUCCCAUUCCAAAGACCCCAACGCUCUGAUGUAUCCAGUUUUCAGGAAAUUUGACCCUUCAGUACUCCUUCAUCAAGAUGAUAUUACUGGCAUACAGUACCUCUAUGGAUCAUCUCCCAACACAAACAAUGAUCAAAUGGAAUCUACUGAGAUAAAAGACCCAACUGACUCAAAAGAUCCUGCACUGCCAAACAGCUGCAACUCCAAUCUGACGUUUGAUGCUGUCACCACUUUCCGUGGAGAAAUAAUGUUCUUUAAAGACAAGCAUAUUUGGCGCAAACAUCCAGCAGUGAGAACGGCUGAUUUUGAGUUGAUAUCUUCAUUCUGGCCACAGCUGCCACCUGGUGUUGAUGCUGCAUAUGAAAUUCCUGAAAAAGAUGAAAUGGUCAUUUUUAAAGGGAAUGAUUUCUGGGUUGUGAGAGGAGAUACCAUACUUCCUGGAUACCCCCAAAAACUCUAUGCCCUGGGCUUUUCAAAGGAUGUUACCAAAAUUGAUGCUGCUUUUCAUAAUGGAAUUGAGGGGAAAACAUAUUACUUCAUAGCAGACAAAUUUUGGAGUUAUGAUGAAAGAAGUCAGUCCAUGGAUAGGAAGUCAUUACUGAUAAGAGAUGCCUUUCCAGGAAUUAAUGGGAAGAUUGAUGCUGUUUUUCAACAUGACAACUUCCUUUACUUCUUCAGUGCAAGAAAGCAGUUUGAGUUUGACCUUAAUAAGAAGAGAGUUACACGCUUCCUAAAGACAAACUUUUGGUUUCCAUGCUAAUAAAAUGAAACCUG
Passer domesticus (house sparrow) is the source of this 1451-nucleotide messenger RNA. Its product is annotated as stromelysin-1-like. The transcript is spliced from 10 exons. NCBI's taxonomy places the organism in Eukaryota, Metazoa, Chordata, Aves, Passeriformes, Passeridae. The record is from RefSeq and is a predicted model, not a curated record. The coding region runs from base 1 to 1437 and encodes 478 amino acids. Gene Ontology annotation, biological process: collagen catabolic process; proteolysis; extracellular matrix organization. Gene Ontology annotation, molecular function: metalloendopeptidase activity; zinc ion binding. Gene Ontology annotation, cellular component: extracellular matrix.